UCCUCAACCGUCCAUAGGUAAAAGUUUUUCUCUGUCGCGCUACACUAACUUAUCUACCUCUAUUUAGCACACCAGAACGUUUCUAGACGUUAUUCAGAGGCCCACUCGUCCAAACCUCCGCAGGUCUCAGCCAUGUCUCUAUCGGACCAGAGCCAACAGUGGUAUCCCACCAGCGUACAGGUAACUGUGCUUCAGGCAAGAAGCCUGAGGAUAAAGGGAAAAAAUGGCACCAACGACUCAUACGCCAUCAUGCAAGUGGCCAAGGAUAAAUUCGCUACAUCGGUGGCAGAAAAGAGCGUGGCACCGGUGUGGACAGAGGAGGCCACGUUCGAGCUGCCGCUCUUCCACAACGGUAACACAGAGAAGUGUACGUUGCAUGUCCACGUAAUGCACCGGGCUCUCGUGGGAUCGGACAAGUUGCUCGGGCACGCAGUCAUCAACCUGUUGGAGCUCAGCGAGGUUAAAUCCCGCAAUAAGACUGAAUGGCAUAAGCUGUUGGAUAAGGCAGGCAAGCCAGACAAAGACAGGGGAGAGGUGCUGGUGGACAUCCAGUUUAUGAAGAACAACCUGACAGCCAGCAUGUUCGACCUCUCUGCUACAGACAAGCCGCGCUCCCGCCUGGGCAAGUUCAAGGACAAGGUUCGAGGCAAGAAGAAGGAGGGUCUGUCAGACUCAGCGUCUGCCGUGGUGCCGUCCUUCACCCAGGUUCUGACGGACAGCGAGGGAGAGGAGGAAGGGGAGGGAGGUGCAGACAAAAAAGAGAAAAAGAAGAAAAACAAGCUGAAGUCUCUGUUUUCUCCCAAGUCUAAUCUGCAGCGUCACGGACUGUCGCAAUCCAUGUCUGUCCUGGGCCCUCUGCCUGAGAAGAACUCCUCACUGAGUGGCAGCCCCUCAGGCCUCAACGAGGACUCCUCUGAAGGUAAAAAUAAAUUCAAGUUUCUGACCCAUAAACGCACAGGCAGUUCCGACAGUAAGGCUUCUCAGGGCUCCUUGUCUCUAGGGCGCUCUAAGAUCCCUGCCCCGCUUGCAGAGCAGAGUAACCUGUGCAUCAACGGCAGUCACGUGUACACAGAACAUACCCAGCCCCGGAGCGCACGCACCGGCUCCACCUUCAGCCUUGCCAGCUCAGGCCACGGUUCCAUGGAAGACCUACGCAGGGCCCAGGGCCGUAAGAGCUCCAGCACCUCCAUGGACUCUCUCACGGCCCUGAAGCAGCCCUCACCCUGGGCAGAGGUGGAGAGCAGCAGGGCAGAGGAGGAGGAAGAAAGAGUUAAGAUGGACGAGAUGAAGAGAAAGGAAGAGCAGGAGAGAAAGAAGUUAGAUGAGGAAGAGAGGAUGAGGAAGGAGGAACAAGAGAAAAGGAGGAUUGGGAAGGAGGUAGAAAGACUUAGGUUUGAGGAGGAGAGGAUACGGAUUGAAGAGGAGAAGAUGAGGUUUGAGGAGGAAGAGAAAACGAGGAUGGAGGAGCAGGAAAACAGAAAGAGGAUGGAGGAGGAAAAGAUUAGGGUUGAGGAGGAAAGUAGAAUGAUGGAAGAGAGGAAGAGGAGACUGAAGGAGGAGGGAGAGGAGAGGGUAAAGAAGAAAGAACAGGAAAUGAUUAGGUUACAGGAGGAAAUGGAGGAAGAGAAAACGAGGAUGGAGGAGCAGGAAAACAGAAAGAGGAUGGAGGAGGAAAAGAUUAAGGUUGAGGAGGAAAGUAGAAUGAUGGAAGAGAGGAAGAGGAGACUGAAGGAGGAGGGAGAGGAGAGGGUGAAGAAAGAACAGGAAAUGAUUAGGUUACAGGAGGAAAUGGAGGAACAAGAGAGGUGGGAAGAAGAGGAAAGGAUGAGGAGAGAAGAGCAUGAAAGAAUGAAGAGGGAGGAUAGACUGAGGAAGGAGGACAAGAGGAAAAUGAGGGAGGUGGAGGAAAGAUUGAAGAGGGAGAAAGAGGAGAGGAUUGAGGAGGAAGAAAGGAUUAGGAGAGAACAAGAGGAAGAUAUGCAAAGAAGGGAGGAACGGGAGAGGAAAUUCAGGGAGGAGGAAGAAAGAGUGAAGAGAGAACAGGAUAGGCUGAGAGAGGAGGAGAGAAGAGUGAGGGAGGAGGAAGAAAGGGUGAGGAAGGCCGAGGAGGAAGAUAGGCUGAGAGAGGAAAUGGGGAUAAAGAGGACAGAGGAGGAAAGAAUUAAGAGAGAAGAGGAGGAUAGGCUGAGAAAGGAGGAAGAGGAGAGGAAGAUCAGGAAGGAGGAAGAGAGGAUAAGGAGAUUAGAGGAGGAGAUGUUGAGAAAGGAGGAAGAGGAGAGGAAGAUCAGGAAGGAGAGGCUGAGGAAGGAGGAAGAGGAGAGGAAGAUCAGGAAGGAGAGGCUGAGGAAGGAGGAAGCAGAAACAAUGAGGCUUGAAGAAGAAAGGGGAAAUGAACAGGAGAGGAGGGAUAAGGAGCAGAAAGAAAGAUUUAGGGUGGAGGAAGAAAAUAUGAAAAAAGAGGAGUUGAGACAGGAAGAGAAAAGGAGAAAUGCACAGAUGGAGGAAGAGCAAAGGCGUGAGGAAGUUGAGAAGCAGAUGGAGGAAGGGCAAAGGCGUGAGGAAGUUGAGAAGCAGAUGGAGCAGAAUAGCGAGGCAAAGGUCACCGUGUGCAAUAAUCCUUUUGAGGAAGUCUCUCCCACCAGUUCAUUUGAUGACACCGCUUCAAAUAAUCUGUUUGAGGAGAACGCUAUGACCACCACUGGACCCAUCAGCUGCCGGAUAAAUAAAGUAUCAGCAGUCAAGCCAAGACCCUCUUCAUGGGGGAACCCUUCAAAGCCUGCUAUAUCUUCCAGCCCCUUAUCAUCCUCGUCUCCUGAACUGGAGAGUUCUAUGGACUCCCCCAGAGGCGCUAUUGACCCGUCUACUGAUCUGAUGGAGAAGAAAGACCCUGCCCUUGUGGCUCCCAACAAUCAGCGCUGGGCUCGUACGGACAACUGGUCUAGUAAAUCUCAUUGUGCCACACCUACCCUCGCUAAAACAAAGCCAACAAAACCGCCCCCUCCCCUCAGACGUCAAUCUUCCACGUCAUUGGUGGGAAGUGGGGAUGACCAGGGGAGUGUUAGUCGUAAGGACCAUUCCAGUGUCAGACAGGAUAAGGGCCCUGCUCCACUGCCUCCAGACAACCAGCGAUGGGCUCAUAAGGACAACUGGCCCAGUAAGUCCAACCCUGAUUCUGCCACUCCUACCCUCACCCAAAAAACGUCAACAAAACCGCAGCCUCCUCCAAGACGCCACUCUGCCACAUCAUUGGUGGGAAGCGAAUAUGACCAGCACUUAAAUGAGAGUGUUAGUCAGGAUGAUUCCAGUGUCAGGAGGGACAAGCGUCCUGCUCCACUGCCUCCUGACAGACCAAACCAGGCUCCAAGCCAGACACAGAGGGACCAGAGUAUGACCAGUGUCAAUCAGGGACAUAAGGACAGAGUGGGUGCCUCCAUGUCCAAGGUUUCUCAACGUGUGGCACAGAUGAUCACACCACUGAGAUCUUCCUCCACAGCUACAACAGAACACAUCAGUGGAAGCCAGAGCUCUACCCACCAUGGGAACCAAGCAGAGGAACCCAUGCCAUCAGCCACUGGGGGGUUGAUGGUUGCGAAACACAAUAAAGGUCCAGCACCCUCCAGGCCCCAGCACCUUCCAGGGAAGACAAUGCCAACAGCUGAUGUGUUAGAUGAGCAAUCAAAUACUGAGGAACAUGAAUCUUCGGUUCAGUUUAGUCCAAAUAAUCCCUUUGCAGAAGACUGCAGAAUGGAGAAGUCCUCUGGAUGCAGUGAAGAUCAGAGUCUAACUGGUGAGCGUCAGGAGAGCCUGGACUCUCACAAUCAACAGAGUUGUACCUCCACAGAUGCAGAUCUAGGUCCGUUUCAGAAGCGUGUGGUUGGGGACACAACUGAGCUUCCAGCGCCAGAUGUUCGGCCAGCUGAGGAUGUCUCCUGUCCCACCAAAAGCACAUCAGCGAAGCGGGCCCGUGCUCCCUUGCCUCCAGUGAAGAUAACAUCCACCUUUAGAGAGGAGGGAGCUGGUAAACAGAGUUCUGGAAAACUACAAAGCCCAGCGGCUCCCACUUCGAGUAAGCUUUCCUCAGGUAACUGGGUAAGAAAGCAGAAUGGCGGGGUGGGUGUGGCACUACCGUGUGUUACCCUUGCCCAGCCCCCAUGUUUCCCCUCACCUGCCCCCUCCUCCAUACCCCACCCUGAGCCCCUGAAGGGAUCAGGGGGCAAGAGAGACUGCCCUCCCCAGACAACAAGCUCUGUCCCUGGCCAGAAGACCCUGCUUCAUGCUGGAGCUCUGCCCUCCAUUACAGAGCAGUGCAGUGGAGAGGAGGCAGGAGGGAGAGGGGACAGGUCUGCCUCAAGCACACGCAGGCCACACCCAGUAAAGCCCUUGAGUUCCCUGGAAAACCAGCCAGCCUCCAACAUCCAUGAGGGACAGGCUGGUAAAUCUACAGGGAUCCUCGGUGGUCUUCAAGAGAAGAUACAGGUCAAAGACACAGGGGUCAAAGGUCCCUACUCCCAGCUGACCCAGGAAGAGCUGAUCUCCCUGGUGGUGAAGCAGCAGGAGCAGCUCUCCAAAAGGGACGAUAAGAUCAAGGAGCUGGAGCAGUACAUUGACAACCUGCUGGUGCGCAUCAUCGAGGAGCAACCCAGUAUCCUGAUGACCAUGAACUCACUCAAAUGAGUGUUCCUAAUCAUUCAGAGCAGGCCCUUCCUAAAAUAUGUAUCUUCCUCAAUGCACAUGUAUUGGGCUGGUUGAAUAUUUCCGGGUUUCCUCCCAAAUAACUUUGAAUUCACCCGACACCCAUGUAUACCAUACCAAGCACUGGCUUUCUGUUCCUACUGAACAGAUGCGCUUUUGUUCAUUACAUUUUGAUUGUUGAAUAUUUAAUUGUUCAUUACAUUUUGACUAAAGGAUUUCUUAACUUUAUGGGUGUGUAAAGACAGUAUAAGAACACAAACAAAGCACAGGUCCAUAUAGGCCUGUGGGAAGUUGCCUUACGUUUUUGACAGUUCGAUUUUUCUUAGUAUUAAUGUUUUGAUUUUCUUGCGACGAGUAUGAUAUGAAGGUUAAAUCCAGCGCAAUGACACUGAAGAAUGAAUUGAAUAAUAAAUAAUGAAAGCUCCAACA
Salvelinus namaycush (lake trout) is the source of this 5121-nucleotide messenger RNA. RefSeq names its product FK506-binding protein 5-like. Gene Ontology annotation, molecular function: small GTPase binding. The transcript has 6 exons. Gene Ontology annotation, biological process: regulated exocytosis. The record is from RefSeq and is a predicted model, not a curated record. Bases 133 to 4674 code for a protein of 1513 amino acids. Lineage: Eukaryota; Metazoa; Chordata; Actinopteri; Salmoniformes; Salmonidae. Gene Ontology annotation, cellular component: intracellular membrane-bounded organelle.